This is a messenger RNA of Aspergillus steynii IBT 23096, 1270 nucleotides long. RefSeq lists its product as uncharacterized. The record is from RefSeq and is a predicted model, not a curated record. Bases 77 to 1066 code for a protein of 329 amino acids. Lineage: Eukaryota; Fungi; Ascomycota; Eurotiomycetes; Eurotiales; Aspergillaceae. The transcript is spliced from 3 exons.
CUCCUCCGUUGAUCCUCCCUUCCCUUUCUCUUUCCCUCAAACCCUUCCUUCGUGUCGACCCCUCCCAAUAUCCAUCAUGCGUUUCUCCACGAGUGUUCUGCUCGGCCUGCUGGCCGCCAAUGUCUCCAUCGCCGCCAAGGUGGGCAAGUUCGACGCCGAUAAGUGCGCCGAUCCCUCCGGUCUCAAGACCUGCUACGACAAGGCCAAGUCCACCUACAACGACUGCGUCAAGAAGAACUGCGACAAGGAGGAGAACGGCAAGACCGUCGACGACCCGGACUGCCUGGACAAGUGCGCCUGCACCAGAGACCGUGCUCGGAUCGACUGCGCGGCGAGCUCUUGCUGGAACCAAGUCUACAGCUGCGAGUACCAAUUGACCGUCAGCGACUUGGCCGAAACCUGCGACAAGCCGGAUCUGGAUAACAUUCCAUUCUACCCGGCCCCCGACAAUGCCCCCGGUGGCUGUUCUUGCGCCGUCGGAAAGGUCAACAAGGCCAUGCUCGAAGCCACCAAGAUCCAGGGCAACCAGUGCGAUCUCAAGUCCUCCGCGUCCGACUCCGAGAUUGAGGAGUGUAUGUGCUGUGGUUACAGUGCCAUCCUCUCCAGUUUGCCCGACACCUGCCCCAACACCAAGCUCUCCGAGCUAAGCAUUGACGACCUCGAGGCGGCCAUUGAGCAGGCCGGCUGGAAGGACUGUGCCUCCACCCUCGAGAAGGUCGACUGUGCCAAGAAGUUCAGCUACCCCAAGCUCGACACCUACUACAAGCCCGGCAAGCUGCCCAACGGCACCGCCACUCUCUCCAACACCGGCAGCAGCUCCAUCACCUCCCCCGUCAGCGGCGCCACCUUCACCUGGACCGCCGGCUCUUCGGACCACGUCGUGACGGCCCAGUCCACCGACGCGGCCAAGGCCACGGGCAGCAGCGCCAGCGCCACCAGCGGCGAUUCCGCCUCCGGCACGGCCUCCGCCUCCGCGACCGCCACAACCGGUGCUGCCGUGCGCGUGGGUAUGGACUCGUACCUGUUCGCUGGUCUGGCUGUUGCUGCCGUCUUCGUUCAGGCUUAGACAUGGAAAAUAAGACAUGUAAUGUCUGGGGUGUGGUCCGGUACCGUCCUUGGGAUUGUACCGGCUAGGGGUGGUCAUUUCUUUCGAUUCAGUAGACUGUAAUAUUAGCAUCUUACUGCUCGGUUGCUUUGUUCCUUUCUUUCUUAUACAUAGUUUCAAGCCAGAUUAGGCCAAUUUAUCUUCUUUCAAUUUCUUGGGAUAUUA